Messenger RNA from Sinocyclocheilus grahami, 655 nucleotides. Its product is annotated as transmembrane protein 183A-like. The coding region runs from base 26 to 655 and encodes 209 amino acids. Gene Ontology annotation, molecular function: protein binding. The transcript is spliced from 5 exons. Gene Ontology annotation, biological process: regulation of protein stability. The record is from RefSeq and is a predicted model, not a curated record. Gene Ontology annotation, cellular component: SCF ubiquitin ligase complex. NCBI's taxonomy places the organism in Eukaryota, Metazoa, Chordata, Actinopteri, Cypriniformes, Cyprinidae.
UUUUGAGUAACUCCUGUCAUCAUGAAUGCCAGAAAACAGUGAGUGCAUAGAUGGAGAGGAGUAUCCCAUUGAUAUUUGGCUACUGCUUGCUGCAUACAUUCGGCCAGAAGACGUCUGCAGAUUCUCCUUGAUCUGCAAGAAUGCUUGGACUGCCACGUGCACAGCUGCAUUUUGGACACGACUCUACAAAAGGCACUAUAAUCUUGAUGCAGACCUCCCCGAUCGCCUUCAACCUGAUUCUGUUGCAAAGAUGCGUUGUCUUCGUGCACGUGUUAUUCGCUCGCUUUUUCACUUAUAUGAGCCCUUUAGCUUGCGGGUGUCCAAAAGCCCUCCUCUCCCUGAAUCUACACCUACCACACUCCUCAAUUCCAAGUGUUUGUUGUGUUGGGUCAACAAAGUUUCUGGAAGUAGGUCAGAGCUGAUGUGGGAGUUCAACUUCAAGUUUGUGAAACUGCCAACCAAGGGCAAAUUCACCAUUAAUGUGAGCACAGACAUGAGGCACCACCGAGUGCGCCUGGAUUUCCAGGAUUCACCAGUCAUCCGAGGGAAGAAGUUUAGGGGUGAACAAGGGGUGCAGGUAGUGCUGGACCCUGUCCACAGCGUGCGCCUCAUGGACUGGUGGCACCCUCAGUACCCCACAUCCUCAUAUAAUUAG